AUUUGGACUCAGCAAGAUCGGCAAUGCAUCCUUGACACCUUAGCACAGUUAUUACUGGAUAAAGAAUGUACUCUGUUGGUUGGACGUCAAGUUCGGCCAGUUUUGUUGGAUUUGUUGGAAAGAAAUGCAGAAGCUAUUAAAGCUGGUGGCCAAAUCAACCAUGAUCGACAUGAAAGGCUCUGUGUAGCCAUGAGCAAGCUGGUUGCCGAUCACCCUGAUGUUUUGCCAUUUGCUUUAAGAUAUUUUAAGAAUACAUCACCAGUUUUCCAGAGGCUUUUCCUGGAGAGCUCGGAUGCAAAUACAGUCCGAUACGGGCGCAGACGAAUGAAGUUACGGGACCUCAUGGAGGCAGCCUAUAGAUUUUUACAAAAGGAGCAAUCAGUUUUCCGGGAAUUAUGGGACUGGAGUGUGUGUAUUCCACUCCUAAGGAGUCACGACACUUUAGUCCGUUGGUACACUUCAAACUGUCUUGCUCUGGUCACGUGCAUGAAUGAUGAGCAUAAAUUGUCUUUCCUGAAGAAGAUAUUCAAUCCCGAGGAGCUGAUACAUUUCAGACUAAAGCUACUGGAAGAGUCUCAGCUGCAGAAUGUGGAAAAAGCCCUUGUUUUGGCCAAUCCGGACUCUUUGUUUUGGCAAAAGGAGAAAGAACUGCAGUAUGCGCAAGGACACAUUGUAGCGACAGACCUCUCUGCAAAUGUAGUAGCUGUAUGUGGUAUUGUACUGCCUAAACUACAGCUUGUUUCUGAAGAGCAGGAAAAUAACACCAGCCAUUUUGUUUUGGUUGAAUCUGCCUUCACAAAUCUUCAAAACCUUGCUAUUGCUGUAGCAUAUCAGCGUCCUGUUUUAUUAGAAGGACCAAUAGGAUGUGGCAAAACUACUUUAAUUGAAUAUUUAGCAGCUGUUACAGGAAGAGUGAAGCCUCCUCAUAUCUUGAAAGUCCAGCUUGGAGAUCAAACUGAUAGUAAGACGCUGCUUGGUAUGUAUCGUUGUACAGACGUACCGGGGGAGUUUGUAUGGCAGCCUGGAACCUUGACGCAAGCUGUUACCAAAGGUCAUUGGAUACUUCUGGAGGAUAUUGAUUAUGCUCCUCUGGAUGUGAUCUCAGUGCUGAUUCCUCUUUUGGAAAAAAGAGAGUUGCUGAUUCCUGGCCGCGGUGACUGUUUAAAAGUAGCAUCAGGAUUCCAGUUUUUUGCAACCAGGAG
Molecule: messenger RNA, 1202 nt
Organism: Apaloderma vittatum (bar-tailed trogon)
Lineage: Eukaryota; Metazoa; Chordata; Aves; Trogoniformes; Trogonidae
Product: midasin-like
Exons: 7
Biological process (GO): ribosomal large subunit assembly; rRNA processing
Cellular component (GO): preribosome, large subunit precursor
Molecular function (GO): ATP hydrolysis activity; ATP binding
Source: RefSeq, a predicted model, not a curated record